GGGGAUUCUGCGCAGUGAUUGGUUGCGGCACGAUAGGAACGUGACUUCAGGUAGUUGGAUAGUCCACGCCAGGCAGUGAUUGGUUGUCGAGAGGCGUGGUGACUCGACCACUGAAGAAGUAGCCGCCGCGGCGCGGAGAGCCAUGGGUCAGGCGGCCAAGGUUUUACAGCUCUUUAAAACAUUACACAGGACCAGACAACAGGUUUUUAAAAAUGAUACCAGAGCAUUAGAAGCAGCCAGAAUAAAGAUAAAUGAAGAAUUCAAAGGUAAUAAAAGUGAAACUUCUCCCAAGAAAAUAGAAGAGCUAAUAAAAAUAGGUUCCGACGUUGAAUUGUUACUCAGAACAUCUGUUGUACAAGGUAUUCAUACAGACCACAAUACAUUGAAAUUGGUCCCUAGGAAAGAACUCCUUAUAGAAAAUGUGCCAUACUGUGAUGCACCAACUCAGAAAAAAUGAGUUUUCUAGGAUAAACUCAAGCUUUGUAGUUUUUAAUCUUAAAUAUAUAACUCUGGCAAAAGUUUUGGAAAUGGAAAUAUUCCUCUUAGAACUGGCCUGUUGAAAAUGAAUGAAGUAUUGCAUCAUAAUUAAAUUUCACAUUAAAUGAACAUUGCUGAAAACUGCAGAACAUAGUUAAAUAUUUCUAGACAGCAUUAGAUAAGAAGACCUGUAAUUUGCAUAUAAAAUCAAAGUUUAUAAAGUAAAAUGAACGCUUAGGGAGGCAUGUCAUACUCAUUUCUCUUUGACCUUGAUGAGUAUUUUAGUCUCACCAUAACUAAGAGUGCAGUGUUUUGACAAGUUGGUGGGUUUUCCUCCCAUGUGAAAUGAAACUGUUAGAUUAAAAUUAUUAGAUUAAAUUUAUGAUUAGUCCCACAAACCUUAAAUUAGUAAAAAAUCAUAGCAUAUACCAACUCUCUAUAGAAAGUGGCCUUUGUUUCCUAUAAAGCAUUGACAUUAUUUCUGUAAUUAUUCUAACAAAUAAUUAUACACUUUCAUUUCAGAGACAGAGCAUCUCUCUGUUCCUGUAAAGACAUUUUUUUUCAUAAGUCUUCUGAAGAUAGAUGAAUAAAAUAUCAAAAUCACCUAGGAUCACUGUGGAAUAAAUCCGAAUUUUUUUAGGAAGGAGUGACCCUUGAUCAAACUAUAUAAUAUAGCCUUAGUAGAAAUAGCUGUACUUAGACAUAGCUAGACUUUAUAAUGAAAAUGUAAUACAUGGCUCCAUUCUUUCCAUUUUAAUCAAUAAACUUAAAUGGCUUUUUUUUCCCCACAUAUCCCAUCCCUCCCUGACAAGAUUGGGAAUAUCACAGAACAGUUUGUCAUUGUACCCUCUAAUGGUAGGAAUUAUAAAAUUGUAUUUAAUAAUCUUCUUGUUUUUCUUUUAUCUGUGUGUCUUUACCAUUCUCUGUUCUUAGUGAACAGUGUGUUCUUUCCUAAUUCCCUGAUAAGUUUUCCCAAUAACAAUACAGAGUUUUAAAUUUUUGCAAGAUUCUUUUUUUUCUUUAAUAUUUAUUUUUGAGAGAGAGCACAAACAGGGGAGGGGCAGAGAGAGAGAGAGAGAGAGAGAGAGAGAGGGCGAGUGAGAAUCCAAAAUUGAUUUUGCUCUGACAACAGGGCUCGAAUCCAUGAACUGUAAGAUCAUGAGCAGAGCUGAAACCAAGAGGCAGAUGCUUAAUCAACUGAGCUACCCAGGCACCCGUAAAAUUUUUGCAAGAUUCUUGAUGCAAGCUUUGUUUUUUGGCAAAACAUGGAUAUAUCCAUUCUGGAUAUGAAAUGUUAGGUUUUAACGUAAUUUAAUUUUAAAACAUAAUAAAAUAAUUUAAUUUUAGAAAAUCAAAGAUUUUUCUAAAUUCCUUAAGACAUAUUAUACUUAACAUUAAGCCAUCGACUAUCCUUAAUGCCUUCUAAUACUUUUGAGGAGAGUAGUUAGUAGUCUGUGAAAUGGUUUAUACAUGUCAAAAGAUUUGCUAUGUUAGUUUUUCAUCUCCCAUGUAUAUUUGUUACUUAUGUGGAAAUUAUACCUACAUAAAAAUAAAAGUUGUUUGCUAUUUGAAAUUUGCCUUAAUAAAAGUAUGCUGAAAAUUGUCAUAAUACCAUCACUGGUAAUUUGCCUGACUUACUACUGUUUCAUUAAGUAUAUUAUAUAUUUUAAGGAAAUUUGCCUGACCUAGGUUAAUUUAACAUAUUUUAAUUAUUUCCGUAUUAUUGAACAGUUUUAGCAGUUCUUAGCUUUCUCUCUUUAAUCUUAAUUCCCUUGUUCAAUUCUUCACUCACAUUAAUUUAAAUAUCUCAACAGGGUUUUUUUUAAUAGUUACCAUUAAGAGCAAUAGAGGUUAAUAAUUCAUAGGUUUAUUUUAUUAAAAUAGUGGCUUUGAGAUUUUCUCCAAGAUACAUGUUUUAGAUAUAUAAGAGAAAAGAUCCUGUUUAUAUUAGCAAACAAAACUAUAAAAUAGAAAUAGACUUUUUAGAGGUUCCUGGAUGGCUCAGUCGGUUAAGCUGCUGACUCUUGAUUUUGGCUUGAGUCAUGAUCUCAUGGUUUGUGAGACUGAGCUUUGCAUUGGGCUCCGCACUGCAGCGCAGAACCUGUUAGGGAUUCUCUAUCCCGUCUCUGUCUGUCCUCCUUGAGCAGAUAGAUACACACUCUCUCAAAAAUAAAUAAAUUAAAAAAAAAAGGAAAUGGACUUUUUUU
Herpailurus yagouaroundi (jaguarundi) is the source of this 2684-nucleotide messenger RNA. RefSeq names its product LYR motif containing 7 (gene LYRM7). Gene Ontology annotation, biological process: mitochondrial respiratory chain complex III assembly. NCBI's taxonomy places the organism in Eukaryota, Metazoa, Chordata, Mammalia, Carnivora, Felidae. Gene Ontology annotation, molecular function: protein folding chaperone. The transcript is spliced from 5 exons. Gene Ontology annotation, cellular component: mitochondrial matrix. Bases 143 to 457 code for a protein of 104 amino acids. The record is from RefSeq and is a predicted model, not a curated record.